GAGCAACAGCGACGGGAACAUGACGAAACGGCACCGCGGAGGACGGACAAACUAGACUGAGAGACGGACGGACAGUCAGUCGCCUUUCCCCCCCUCUCCUCCUCCUCCUCCUCCUUCUCGGUGACUGCUUGACUGACACACACAGGCGCUUGGCACAGACAGGGACAUACAUGCACACCAUCCACUUUUUGCAAACACGCAAGCUGCGCAUUGGAGCGGACAGUAAUUGGGCAGCGGAGAUCCACAGCAGAUGAGGGCAUUUCAUGUCCACCCUAUCCAGGAAUCACUGUGACCCCGACGGAAAGGAGUUUGACUUGACAGGAUGGGGGGAGUAAGCGAGGGAGAUGAUGUGCUGGCUCGAUGGAGUGAUGGACUACUGUACCUCGGGAAUGUGAAAAGAGUAGAUGGAGUCAAGCAAUGUUGUCUGGUGAGAUUUGAGGACAACUCUGAGUUCUGGGUACUGAGGAAGGACAUACACUCAUUCGCUGCUGGAGUGGAAGAAGUUUGCUGUAUUUGUGACGCUCCACCUCUUAAAGAACCCCUCAUAAAUUGUCUUAAAUGUCGCCACGGUUAUCAUCCAGAGUGCCACACACCAGCCAUUGAACCGGAAGCUGACAGCGAUUCGUGGAUAUGUCGGCAAUGUGUCUUUGCAGUUGCAACCAAGAGAGGAGGGGCCCUGAAACGAGGGCGUUUCGCCCGGCUCAUGCAGUUCAUGAAACUCCGGCUCCCUUACCAGCUGUCGUCUUUAGACUGGGACCCGCAGCAUCUGACCAAUCAGCAGCAGUGUUACUGCUACUGUGCUGGACCUGGAGAGUGGAACCUGAAGAUGCUGCAGUGUGCCAGCUGUGGUCAAUGGUUCCACGAGGCCUGUACACAGUGUCUAACCAAGCCAUUGUUGUAUGGUGACAGGUUUUAUCAGUUCCAGUGCUCAGUUUGUGCAAAGGGACCAGAGACAAUCCAAAGACUACCCAUGACUUGGGUGGAUUUGGCUCAUUUAGUGCUCUACCAUCUCUCGCUGUGCUGCAAGAGGAAAUACUUUGAUUUUGACCAUGAAAUUCUGUCCUUCACCAAUGAGAAUUGGGACUCGUUGCUCCUGGGCGCGCUCUCUGACACGCCAAGGCAAGACCGCUGUCACAAUCUCCUCAACGCUCUAAACUCCCACAAGGACAGGUUUGUCUCUGGAAAAGAAAUCAAGAAGAAGAAGUGUCUUUUUGGGCUUCAGGUCCGAGCUCCCCCUCCGCUGAUGUCUGACUCAUCACCCCUCAUCACUGAUCCGCCUAUCAACAUCGCCCACCGGAGAAGCCCGUUGUCUCUACCCUGCCAGAGAAGAGUGGGGGGGCCAGAGUCACGCAAAUCAAAGCGUCGCAUCAUGGAGACACAGGCCUGUCCACCCCAAGUUGCCGCCAACCCUGUUGAGUUACUACCAUGUUGCCAUGGCUACAUGGGAGGGGCCAACCUUUACAACUCCAGGAAGUCAGAGGAGGAGCUUAAUGUGAGCUCUCCUCCCAAGCGGAUGUACGCUCUGUACCACACAACCUACAAUGGAAAUACUGCAUUCUCCAGGAGUCUUCAUCACUACAACAGUGUGGAAGACACCUGCAGGUUACCACCAACGUGUUUCUCUUAUCCAAUAAACUCCAGUGGCAACCACAACCAGCACCAUCUCCAACAGCACCAACACCACCACCAACACCAGCCAGGGCAAAAGCAGCUAGAGCCGCUCGUCCUACGCGACGUACCCCCUUAUCAGGCUGGCAUGGGUGGGGGGGGUGGAGCAGGCGGAGGAGGAGUGGGGAUGGGCGUGGGAGGUGGGGAUGGGACUGUGAAUAGGAGCUGGGGUGGAGGGGAAGCGGUGAGGAUCUUGGCAAGACGUGUCACACCAGAUGGGAAGGUGCAGUACCUGGUGGAGUGGGAGAACGUGAGUUUGUACUGAGGCAAAGAGACUGUUUUACAGUUGCCACGGAACCACUGUGUAUUCAAAAUGUGGCAUUGUACAAAAAAAAACAAAAAAAAAACAAAAAAGAUCCCUACACGAUGCAGAUCCAGGUUGCUCUCAUAGUAUCACCUCUAUUCUACAUCAUUAUAACCUCACUACUCGUUACUAAAUGUCCCUCUUUGCUAGUGUUUCUCUGAUAUUUGUACUGUUAACUUUGGAAUAUGCCUUUACAUUGAUCAUGUUUUACUGUGAUGAGGGAAACUAUUUCAACCUCCUGAUGAUUUGUAGGUGAUUGGGCUGAAGUAGGAAAGAAAUAGCUGCAAUUACUUAUGGAGAAAAUGCACAAGUUUGGAGAAGAACUUAAAUAUUUUAGUUUACUUGAGGUUUAUUUGUGUUUUUAUGUCAUACUGUCAACAGUAUGUCAACAGUACAGAAAAUGGAUUACUUAGUAUGAAACCUGGAUGCCUUAAAGGUUUUUCCUGGAUCAGUCCAUAGUUAAGUAAAUUACAAUUUUUUCCUUUUCUUUUUUUUGUUAGUUUA
Messenger RNA from Melanotaenia boesemani (Boeseman's rainbowfish), 2476 nucleotides. It is a transcript of the gene phf1, whose product is annotated as PHD finger protein 1. NCBI's taxonomy places the organism in Eukaryota, Metazoa, Chordata, Actinopteri, Atheriniformes, Melanotaeniidae. The record is from RefSeq and is a predicted model, not a curated record. The transcript has 15 exons. The coding region runs from base 323 to 1933 and encodes 536 amino acids. Gene Ontology annotation, biological process: chromatin organization; regulation of DNA-templated transcription. Gene Ontology annotation, molecular function: DNA binding; chromatin binding. Gene Ontology annotation, cellular component: nucleus.